This is a messenger RNA of Durusdinium trenchii, 2754 nucleotides long. The record is from the annotation of a GenBank genome assembly. Lineage: Eukaryota; Dinophyceae; Suessiales; Symbiodiniaceae.
AUGGAGCAAGGAGAUGCAACAAAUACGCGGACCUGGAAUUACUUUGAUGUGAUUGAGGAGCCACAUGCCUCGCAUUUUCAAUUCCUUUUUAGUCCGAUUCAGAGGGUAUGUGCCCAUGACCAGGAAGACGAGGUGGCAGCUUUCAUGCAAAGGAGUGUUCGGCAGGCUAUGGUCGACAGCACUCUGAAGACAUACAUUCGGCAGUUUACCUCGAGCAGGCUGGAGGUGACAUUUUGGCUGCAUUCUCAGGGUUUCGAUGAGGUGCAGCCGCACCCUUCGAGAUGUGACUUGCAACUUCAAGCGGAUGUAGAUUCUUCUGCUCAAGAAUGUUGGGUUUUAGGAGGUUUGCCAGCUCUGAGUAGGGUUACACCAGUCGACCCGGCUCCAGUGCUCUUGGUCUUGCCAAGACCGCAUGUCAUUGUUUCGUCGACAUUCGAUCCUUUUGAGAUCCCAGUACUGUGCAAGCUGAUCCAAGAUGGAAGGAUGAAUCUCGUGUCAACCUUGAUUAAUGGGCGAUAUCCGCCUAUCGGUGUGUCAGCUAUCUUCGAGUUGACUUUGCCAGCAAAUCUUUGUCAGGUUGAUUCUGAGUGCUAUGUCCUUUAUGGGGCUGAACGCUUCGAGUAUUGGCAUGACAUCCCCUUGCAACCUGGCGCCUUUAUAUGUUUGUAUGAGUGGAGGCAACAGCAGUCCGAAGACGGGAGUACUGAAUGCUCUAGCUGCUCUUCGGAUUUUGACACUCAUACCUGGAUCGAUGGAUUUGACGACGAGGGUGGCGACCCUGGCGAAAGGGCUGUGUUAGAACAUGUGGGAGAUAACACUGCAACUCCGAGUGACACUGGGUCGCCCAUUGUUGUCAAUCGAAACGUGGCGAGCCGACGAGAGGGAGCGAACACUGCAACUCCCCUCACUGGCGAAGAAGAGCCUGAUGAUGCAUUUGUGGCCAUACAGUCAUGUGUUGUCCACCGAUGUUCACACACCUUGGAACGGUUGAAGGAGAAUACUCAGCAUCAGUCCGAGGAAUUUGAUGAACAGAGCCUCUUUCAAAUGUAUAUACAUGGGCGAACUUUGGCUCUUGGACAGGGGCAGGAGCCUGUCUUAUAUCCAGAGACCUUUCGGCAAGAGGUUCAAAGAAGAUUGCUAUGGGACUUGCAUGUGCGCAGGAUUGCAAGGCUCACAAGUUUCUACCAAUACGACUAUAUGGCAGCUGAAGCAGCGGCCUUCAGAACGGCCCGUGGGCAGUGGCCAGAUGUGGUGAUGUGCGGGCUUAUCCGAGAAGUGGUCUCUUUCUGGGACAUGGCCUUUGAUGAGCAUUUUGAAUAUAGUCUCGCAGAAUUGCAAGCGGUCCUUCGUGGUUUCAUUGAGCCACCUCUACUGCGCACUGAAAAAGUUGUCAUGGCGGCAGUCAAGCCGCUCCCCACUGUUGAUGAGCAACAAGGAGAAGACAAUCUCUAUGUGCUGAUUGGGGUUGAUCUUGAUUGGCACGAAGAGUCGUUGGUAUUGGUGGCCAUAUGGGACUUUCGAGGAGAAGUUGCAAUCGACUUGCACCCCUUAGUCGUGCCGCCCCGCAUGGAAUCCCAUGUUCUCUUAGAGAUCCUGGGUUUGGCAGCAAGGUGUGAACAAGCUUUCAUCCGUUGCACAGUAACCUACCAAGCGCACGAGCUCCCUCGACUGAUGGCUUGGAGGACUUUCCAUGGGAUGAAGCUGGUGGUUGAAGUUCAUAUUGAAGCGCUGAAUCAGGUAUGCGAGGAUGAAGAGAUGAGGUCAAUUGCAGCGGUGCAAUUGCUGCAAUUUCGGACCACAUUUCGCCGAAGAAGUCAAGAUGCUGCAGAGACUUUGAGACUUGCGGACGUCAUUGAUACGAAGCCUGUAGACAAUCAGCCAGCAUUGAUGCCGCUUCCUGACUUUGCGCGAUUGAUCAGCCAGAUCGAGGCAGUGCGGGGCCGAGAGACAAAGCCAAUUUCGAGAUGGAUCACUUAUUUGCCUGCUGCAGCAUUUGCCGAAUUUGUUGAGUUGACCUUUGGUGAAUGUAAACAUGCCUCCAGGCUAGACAUCUUCACGGACGGCUCAUUCCAACCUCAUAUAUCGUCAACAGCGGGCUGGUCUUAUGUUGUACUGGCGCGACAUGGGGACUCCUCCAUGUGUGUGGCUUGUGGUUGGGGGCAAGUGGUGAUUGAUCCAGUCGAGAAUGGAUGGGCUGGAAGUAAAUGCCAAUCUGCAAGGGCAGGAGAAGCCAAUGCGCUGAUCAGAGCUCUGGAAUGGUCCUUGGCUGUUGCUCAAGACAUCGAUGUGACAUUCUGUUUUGAUGCAACGCAUGUGGGCUUUGGGGCAUCCGGAGACUGGGGUUUUGAUCGAAAAGACAAGGACAUGCUGGCUAUGCGAUGUCUCAGUCAAGCUUUUGCUUUGAGGCAGGCUUCAAGAGGCAAUGCAGUGUUGUGGAAGCACACAAAGGCCCACCAGGGCUGUUUGGGAAAUGAGAUGGCUGAUGUUCUGGCCAAGAUGGCGGUGAGCGAUCUCCAGACGGAUGAACUUUUAUGGCCUGACUAUUUCCCUUUUUUGGCGGGCGAGCGUAUUGCGCUUGAACAACUGUGGUUGCAUAUUGCCACUUGUGCAUUUGACCAUAGACUGCCUUUGAGCUUCUCUGCAGGCCUGGAUGUUAGCUGUAACCAUCAAAACAGGGCAAAUGGUGAUCGAUUGCCUAAUCGUUUACUGUCAGCAGAUCCGGUAUGCCAGUGUAUCCGAAAGUUGAAAUUGUGA